AAAGAUCAUUGAACAUUCAUGGGUCCAUUUGAUCAAAAAAUAUAUUGAUUAUUGACGAUUGAAAUCUAAAACCAUCACUAAUCUAAUCUAAUCAACCAUACAACCUUCGAAUAAAUAUCUGUUUUUUUGUUUGUUUGUUUCUCUUGUGUUUUAAAUAUAAAAAUCAUCAAUGUUUUGCUCACUUGUCAUCAAAUAAAAUUGAAAUAUGAAUCAACAACGUAUUGAUCGGAAAUUAUUAUUGAUUCUAGUCAAAUAUGUAUGGCUAUUACCAAUAUUGGCCGGCAUAUUAAUCGCCGCUGCAUGUUUAGUUCCUUACAUUAUAUGUGUUUAUCAUGGCCAGGUGAAUCCAUUUCUACCAUAUAUUAGUGAUGCCGGUACACAAUUACCAGCGGCCGGUUAUUUUUCCCAGAUUCUUGAUACAAUUGGUGUGAUUAUAAUGGUCAUAUUCUAUAUACGUUAUCGACAAAUUGAUUAUUAUCUUAUUACGGUCACCAUUUCAAAUGUUGAACAAACAAAUAAUGAUGAUAAUAAUAUGGAAAAACAAAUGACAGAUGGAAAAAUGAUUGAUAAAAAAUUAUUACAACGAUUACAUUUACGCAAUAUAAUAGCAUUGAUUGCCAGUAUUGUUGCUGGUUUUUGUGUAAUUUCCAUCGGUAAUUUUCGUGCUAGUGAAUAUCUAACAUUACACUGUAUAUCGGUUUUAGUAAUGGUCAUCGCACACAGUAUUUUGGUUAUCGAAAAUAUAAUCAUUUCAUAUCAUCUGAAUAGACUAUAUAAAAUUGAAAAUCGACCAACAUCAUUGAUAAUAUUGAUGAAUAUUGCCCAUUUAGCGGCAAUAAUGUUGGCAAUUUCAUCGAUUAUGUCAUGGAAACAAAAUCGACCAUUUAUAAUGGAUAAUGAAAGCCGUUUUCAUUGGCCACCAAAUACAAAUGGUUAUUGGUGGCAUAUCACCAGCACUGUUAGUGAAUAUAUCUAUUUUACAGAUGCAAUGAUAAUGUUUUUUAUAUUUGGUCGACGUUUCUAUCAAUUUCAUCAAUGGGAUCGUGUAUUAUUACCAUGAUGAAACAAACAAAAAUUGUAAUAAAAAACAAAACACAUCACAUACCGAUAAUUAUCCAUAUGAGAAUGAUUUUUGUACUCAUUGAUUUAAUACAAGAAUUGUGGCAAAUAAAUUCUUUACAUGAAUCUAA
Messenger RNA from Dermatophagoides farinae (American house dust mite), 1190 nucleotides. RefSeq names its product DNA damage-regulated autophagy modulator protein 2. NCBI's taxonomy places the organism in Eukaryota, Metazoa, Arthropoda, Arachnida, Sarcoptiformes, Pyroglyphidae. The record is from RefSeq and is a predicted model, not a curated record.